AGGAUUCAAUGGUUAGGGUACAUUUGCUUGAGGAUCAUAUUCAAGGAUUAGAGCACAUUUGCUUGGUAUAAAAGGGUAAUAUUUAUACCAUCACCAAUCGCCCCCACGCACACACACAUACCACCCACACACACUCCACCUUAACCAAAAUGCGCAACCGCCGGUACUUAGCCACCAGCGACGACGAUGACGACGACGCCGCGCCACCGAACAACGACGAUGAAAUGCGGUCAACUCAACGGAAGCGAAAGCGAAUGAAAAUAUACGAAGACGACGAUGAAGAUGAACAAAUACAAGAAGCAAUCAAACAAUCAACCAAAACCAAACCAGACAACAAAAAAGCUAACGAAGAUGAAGAGAAAGAAGCAUCACCGCCGGUAGAUGAGGAGGAGGAGGAGGAAGAAGAAGAACCGCCGGACGCGAAGCCGGUUGGUGAGGUGGUUAGGGUUUCCGGCAAGGGGAAAUCGAAGCUCAAUCAUUAUAAGGCGUUUGAAUUUGACGGAAUUUCGUACGAUCUUGAGGAUCCUGUGCUUUUAGUUCCUGAUCCUGAAGGACCAAACAAGAAACCAUAUGUUGCUAUAAUCAAGGAUAUCACAGAGACAAAAGAUAAUAGUGUGAUGGUGACUGGACAAUGGUUUUACAGACCUGAAGAGGCAGAAAGAAAAGGCGGCGGAAACUGGCAAUCAAACGAUACACGCGAGCUGUUUUACAGUUUUCACCGAGACGAGGUCCCAGCCGAAUCCGUAAUGCACAAAUGCGUAGUGCAUUUCAUUCCUGCUCACAAACAGAUCCCUAGUCGUAAGUUACAUCCCGGAUUCAUCGUUCAAAAGGUUUACGACACCAUUUUCAAGCGCCUUUUCAAGCUUACAGACAAAGAUUACGAAGAUAACAUGCAACAUGAAAUCGAUCUCCUUGUUCAAAAAACAAUGUCAAGGUUAGGAGACCUUCCCGAUAUCAAAAUCGAUAAUGAUACGGUUGAUCCGGAAGACCAGUUAAGAAGUAAAAGGCUGUUGAGGAGAAAGAAUAUGAAUAUGUCUCCGUUAGAUGUUUCCAGAGACGAGGAUGUAAGCAACAGGUCUGGACCGUUGUCACGGUCCGAAACACCUGGAAGUUGUAACAGCAUUGCUUCAGAGUAUUAUAACAUUCUGGUAAAGUUUGAUGCUUUCACGAACGAUCAGCAACGUGAUAAAUGGUUAGAGAAGCUUCUAGAUACAGUGCGGUUUGUAUGCAAUAAUGUGGAUGGCAGUCAGAGCAAUAAUCCUCCUAUAAACGAACCUGAAGAUAAAAUUCCAAAAAGCGGAACAGGAUCACCUCCUAUCUGGCCUGACGAUGCUGUCCGUGCUGUAGCUGCUCUUGAGCAGGCCUCGCAUGAGUCUUCAGAUUUUCAGAAAUAUAACCAGAAGAUGCGGCAAUUAGUUUUUAAUCUUAAGAAAAAUGCACAGCUAGCCCGACGCCUUCUAAAGGGGGAAUUGGAACCUUCAAAAAUAUUGUCCAUGUCACCUAUUGAGUUGAAGGAGGGAUUGACAGCAGAGGAGAUAGCUAGUAGAGAGCCCGAAGAGGAUGCUAUGGUGCAGAUGACAGAUGCUCGUUGUAAAAGAUGCAUGGAGAAAAAAGUGCGAUUAGUAGAGAUCAUAUCAGGUGGACAUGCAGAUCGAUACCAGCUCGAGUGUAAUGCAUGUGGUAACAUGUGGUAUGCCUCUAGUCAUGAAGCAUCAUCACUCACAAUAGACGGGCCCAGCUCAGCUAAGACUGUAGGAACUGCACCAUGGGCUACUGCCAAGUUUGAAGAUGUAGAAAAGAAGUUGGUUAGUCCACGUGACCGUGCUCCUGCCAAUGACGCUCUUAAAAAAUUACCCGAAAAGCAGAAGUCCUUCAACAAGUCUAGGCCCGAAGAGCAAGACAACCCACCACCACCGACCCAGUAAACUAAUUUUUGUGUUUCAGUAUGGUACAUCUGUAUCUACAUAUGAGUUUGAAAUCCGUAGCGUAACUUGUGUGUGGGUUUUUUUUUUUUUUUGUGCACAACUUUGGUAUCGCCAGUCAGGGCAGAGUUAGAAGAGGUUCAGUUAUAAAACGCGGUGGUUUAACGCGGGAUCAUGAAAACUACAAAAACUAAUCCGGAGUUGACAAGUUUUUAUUUUA
Molecule: messenger RNA, 2142 nt
Organism: Helianthus annuus (common sunflower)
Lineage: Eukaryota; Viridiplantae; Streptophyta; Magnoliopsida; Asterales; Asteraceae
Exons: 8
Coding region: 150-1925 (591 amino acids)
Biological process (GO): DNA-templated transcription
Molecular function (GO): chromatin binding
Source: RefSeq, a predicted model, not a curated record